ACCAUCGAUUGGCAAUAUUACACUUUGUGAAUUUAUAGCGAUUGAACAUUUAGCUGUAUGUAUUCUAUAACGGAAUAAUCUUCAAAGUUGUGUGUACGGAAACACCGACACUAAACGUAUAUAUAAUGCCAUAUAACAAAGUCGACAUUUGGCACGAUGGAUUAGUUGAAAAGAAUUUUAAAAAUAUCAUGGUAUAAGAAGAAAGACGUUGAUAUGGCGACUUCAGCACAACCGAAUGUGGUUUGUUGUCCACAUAAAUAUGUCGAUCUUCCUGUUAGCGCUUUGGAGAUGAAGUCGAGAUUGAGGCUGGCAGAAUAUCUAGAUAAAAAGGCAAACCGCUGAAGGUUGAACUCGGCAACAUUCUUACUGACAUUAUGAAUGACUUCACUGGUCUCGUAACGCUAUCAGGUCAAGAAGACUGUCGUGAUAUCGUCGAAUUUAAGAAUCAACUAAAAAGUCCGACCAUAACGUUAAUCGACCGAUGGAUUGGCCACGGUGUCACAAUUGGUAAAUUCUGGGAAUAUCUGCUGAUUCUUCAACGUCAUGACGUCAUUCAAGAAUGCAGUCCAAUGAUAAUGAGCGAUUGCCAGAAUUAUGCCGACCAAAUAAAGAAUCCUGCCUCGGCUCGGAAGAGUCCAAAAUAUAAUGAUCUUUCUGAUUCUUCUGAUUCUUCUGAAACGUGGCUGAGAGCAACGAAACGAGAAGGGUUUUGUUCUUGGCAGGGUGGGCAGAAUCAGCAUCGUGGUACCGGUGUUUUACUGUUCUGGCAGUUAGGCCGGCGAGGAACGAUGGCAGAUGCUUAUGAGGUGGAUGAAGUUUCGUCUGGUUACAGCUGA
Messenger RNA from Dreissena polymorpha, 836 nucleotides. RefSeq lists its product as uncharacterized. The transcript has 5 exons. The coding region runs from base 375 to 836 and encodes 153 amino acids. NCBI's taxonomy places the organism in Eukaryota, Metazoa, Mollusca, Bivalvia, Myida, Dreissenidae. The record is from RefSeq and is a predicted model, not a curated record.